GACGAAAUCAACAAAUAUAAAUUCGAUCCCCCCACCGUCUGGGCCCGAAGGCGAGCGGGAAGGAUUGCGGAAGUAUAUAUAGGUGGUAAGCAGUAGAAGGGCACUUUCGCUAGGUUAUUCGUCCAUAUACUAGCUUUUAGAAUUAACUCGGGAAGAUCAUGGCGUUUUCACAACACCACGCUUCCCCUGAAUAUGGCUUUAACGAUUACCCCUCUGGCCGCUAUGAUCAAUACGCACAAUACAGUUACGACUAUACCAACGAUACCUACCACAAUGACAAUCAAGGAGUUCAGUAUAGUCAACCGUCAAAAGACGCAAAUGGAAAUGGGGUACAAGUUCACAGCGAGCCAGUAGACGACGACGCUGCACCACAAAAUAUAGUCGACAUCAAUUUGCAAGAUCCUAUACUCGCGGUAGUUUUUUUCAUCGGGGGCCUUUCGGCUGCAGUAGGCCAUCACGUAUACUACCAAAGGCUACAUGGAUCGCUUGUCACAUCUGAGAACCAACAGUUUUGGGCGAUUAGAAUCGGCGCUGGGCUUGCACUAAUCACCAAGUGUGGGCUGGUCGCGGCGGUAGGCAUUGCCGCUGUCCAACAAACUUGGUUGUCGUUGAGGAAGAGAUCUAUAUCGAUUAAUGGUAUCGACAGCAUGUUCGGUGUGAUGAGAAACCUAUGGUCAUUCUUCAGCACAGAUUUCCUAGUGAAUGCGAAACGGCUCUACUUACUUGCUGCGGUCGCAUGGCUACUUCCCAUUAUCACGGUCAUAACGCCGGCAACCUUGUCCGUUAAAUCGCACGUGGUUGAGGACAUUGUCGACACCAAGGUCCCGACCUACAACUUCUCAAGUAACGAUGGCUGGGGAGUAUAUGGUGGUUGGGGAUAUAUUUCUGGCGUGGCACCUGAAAUCGCACGCUUGUUCACGAGGACUUAUAUAUCGAACAGCUUCGUACCUGAAAGCCCUCCGUUCCCCGACGCAUCGUACAAUCAGAGUUUCUGGGGCCCCUCUUAUAAAUGCUCGAAGCCCAGCGAAAUAAUCAAGACCAGAAAUAACCGUACUUGGGACUAUGCCGAGUACAACUACACGACGUUUGAACAAGCCUUCAACGCAGAAAUCGUCGCCCCUAUAACAGAGCGCAACCAUUCCACAGGUCCGAUACCAUUAAUUUAUAAAAGCACUGCCCCUACGGAUAUGAACAAUAUGAUCCUCAUUGGGGCUAAUGGUAUCAACGAGCGUUGGAGCGAUGAUAUUCACAACUAUGUUGUCUGCCAGCUUUACAACACCUCAUACAGCGUAACCAUGAGAUUUGACAAAGGCAUUCAAUCAAUACAGGAGAACUCCGUCAAGUAUAUAAGCUCCCAGGAAUGGAACAAUGUUCGAGGCAAAUCUUCUACCGCAUUGGGUAAGGGCGCCUGUGCUCCUGACCCGGAGGCAAAUAACGCUACCAUCUGUCCGACUUAUUAUAUGUACCAUUACGUCUUCCAAAAAUUUCUAGCCGGUACGAUUCUGUCUAAUGCUGGGGGCGAAUUGAUUUUUCAAUCCGACGGGCCUACGGUGAUUAACGCCGAGGCCUCUCAAGCUCCUUUUUUUCAGUCAGGUUUAACAGACUGUCCGGAAAUCUGGAAUUCAUCAAGCUACCAGACAGCGUCAGGCGGUCCGCUUGCGUUUCAAACAGCUGAUAAAUGCACGGGGGGGACACUCGCAUCGGCGAUCGAACACCUCUCCAGGAACUUCACGUAUAGCCUCCUGACUUACAGCAACUGGCGGAACUUCACGACCGAGGUAUCGAUUACCGUACCGACUGCGAAGAACUUCUAUUACUACAACAGCCGCAUCCUACUGCUUGCGUAUUCUGUGGCAGUCGUAUUCACGCUGCUCUGCGUCUGCGUGGGACUUGUCGCAUUGAUGAAGAACGGCUAUACUAGUAGCACGGCCUUCUCCACGGUGCUGCUGACGACCAGAAACCCUGAUCUCGAUAGGUUGUCCAUGGGCAAUACUCUUGGGGCACAGCCUCUGCCGAAUCGGAUUAGCGCUACCAGGCUCCAAUUUGGUACGUUGAGAACCGAGGGGUCGGAACCGCACGCGGGCUUUGGUAUGGAGGGUACCGUAGCACCGUUAGAGAACGUAGCGCCAAAAUCAGGAAUGUUGCGAAAGAGAGUAACCGAAAGGGUCGUUACGUAGAAGAGACAAGUCGGAAAAUAUAUUGAACUUAUUGAAAGUAUCUAACGUUCUACGCUAUCUGAGGUACCUAAUGUGGUAAUGAGAAAUGAAAACUUAUUAAUAGAUACCACUUGCUUCUCGCAUCGGAUAUAAGAGCACGGUGUGAUUACGAUAUUGAAUCAA
Molecule: messenger RNA, 2339 nt
Organism: Daldinia caldariorum
Lineage: Eukaryota; Fungi; Ascomycota; Sordariomycetes; Xylariales; Hypoxylaceae
Exons: 2
Coding region: 159-2177 (672 amino acids)
Source: RefSeq, a predicted model, not a curated record